Molecule: messenger RNA, 8252 nt
Organism: Mizuhopecten yessoensis (Yesso scallop)
Lineage: Eukaryota; Metazoa; Mollusca; Bivalvia; Pectinida; Pectinidae
Product: protein Smaug homolog 1-like
Exons: 13
Coding region: 549-2693 (714 amino acids)
Biological process (GO): regulation of mRNA stability; regulation of DNA-templated transcription; nuclear-transcribed mRNA poly(A) tail shortening
Cellular component (GO): P-body
Molecular function (GO): mRNA binding; protein binding; translation repressor activity
Source: RefSeq, a predicted model, not a curated record
CUAAGUUCACAGGUCAUAAUCAUUUAUCAUCUCGACACUUCUGUUUGCACUGAUCACUCUCCUGAAUGACAGUUGUCUUUGUGUGCAUUGAUAAUAAUUAUAACUUCUUAAUGUGCAUAAAAGGAAAAGUAAUUCUGUCAAAAAGAUACGUUUUAGCAUGAAAUACAUGUUUGUUUUUACUUAUUUGCCGCCAUUGUGACAAAUGAUGACGUCACUCAUUAGUAUUCCUCAACAUGUGGAGCUGAAUAAUACGACCCUGUCAUUAUUGGAAUAGUUACCUAGAUGACCCUUUGUAUUAUGUUUACAUUUUCCAACCGGAACGGUUGGUUUGGGGUGCUGAGUCUCGGAGCAAUAUGAAGAGUGCUAUACUGUAGAGUUGGUAUCGCCCCUUUGAUGGAGUGGGACUAUGUGAAUAAUAGCACUAGAUGUAGACAUUGGAUUUGCAGUGAAGAUGUGAAAUCAAAUGUUGUGUCAUAAAAUACAGAAUAUUUCAGUGUUGUAAGAUGUGAAAGAAUGACUUAAAAGUAGAAAGAAACUUCAUAAAAAUAAUGAAAUCAAAUAAUUUGUUUAGAGAUCAGGUGAACUCUGUGACUAAUUUAUUUGAGAAAUGGAGUGAAUGUGAACAGACAGUGGCUCUGUGUACACUGUUUAAACAGAUAUCUCCUACCCAAUGCCGCUUCCUGGCGCAAGUGUUGGACCAGACAGAUUGCACAGAUAUCGGCCAGACGGAGAGUGAGGCCAACGACCCAGUGUACAUUCACAAAUUGGCCAACAAUGAUUCCAAAGAGUAUGCUAUUGCAAAGCUCCUAGCACAUCUUCCACUACUACGGACUGGGAAGAAUCAGGCCAAGGUUGAGUAUCUAGCUCUCAUCUCAUCCAUAUUGGGUUACACAAUUCAAAAUGGUACUCACAUUGAAGAAAGUCGGCAAAUUAUUUCAUAUUCAUUGAUGCACCCUGCAAUUACAAGUGAUGAACGUUCAGAAUUCACCCUAUGGAUUGGGAAGCUGGAGGAACAGUUCACAUAUAGUAUCCAUCCUCAACAAAAGAAACCUGUGAAAGAUGAGGAAAGUAUUAAUCAAUCUCUUGAGAACUUGAACAUUAGUAACAAUGCCACACACAAACCAGUGGGGAGUGGGAGAACAAAUGGCUGGCAUGUGCACCCACCACCGGGAGAACCCCUCGUCAUCAACACUAUGGACCCAAUGUCUGUCCCACCCAACGGUCUCCUCAUCACUCAGCAAAAUCUCAUCAAUCAGCGACGACAACAACAAGUACCCCCACCUCCACCACCUCCACCACCAAACAGUAGUCAAAUAAGCUACAAUCACACUGCCAUCAGGUCACACCAUCCUCCUCUCCAGCCGACCAAGUCAGCUCCACCCAACUUCCUGUCAUCAGUGCCUUCUUCUCAGUCGUCAUCAUUGAGCUCUGGCUCUGGUUCAAGAGGUCAUCAGCCCUUAGUGAGAACCUCGUCAGUGUCGGUGCCUCCUUGCUCUAUCCCAGUGCCAAACCACAUCAAUGAUUGGCUACAGUCCAGUGAGGACCAGUCUUCACACUCUUCAUCCAGUAGGGGGCGCUCACACUCCAUGACAUCAGACCACGCCCCUCUCUCCCCCCAGAGCAGCAUCACAUCCUCCAGCAGUAGUAGUGGAGACACCCACCACGAGGAUGGUCCACAGCCAGUCAAAAACAGCUUCCUGGAGGAGGGGAGUGGAAUGAGGGAUGUGCCGUUAUGGUUAAAAACACUGCGCCUUCAUAAAUAUGCCUAUAUCUUCCAACAAUUAACCUAUGAAGAAAUGAUGAACCUGACUGAGGAGUGGUUGGAAUCUCAGGUACAAUGGAAUGUAACAAAAGGUGCUAGAACAAAAAUUGUGCUCAGUCUGAACAAGCUUCGUGAAAGACAGUCCUUACUUCGCUCACUUGAAAAGGAGAUGAUGGAUGGAGGGUCAGUGAAGGCUGCUCUCACAGAGAUGAAGGUGAUAAUCAAUACCCCAAUGAAGGCAUUUUCCCAGGAAGGACUCCCGUCGUCCUCUAGUUCAGAAGGGGGAGACUACUCUUAUAUCGCUGAAGGCGACUUGGUUGCUCAAUUUACAAGAGUCAUGGGCAAAGUUUGCACACAGUUGCUGACGGCCAGCCGUCCAGAUGAUGAAUGCUUUAACCUCUACCUCAGCCUCAUCGACAAGUGUAUAAAUCAUGAGGCCUUUACAUAUAGACAGAAAAAGUUAUUGUCCACUUGGAAGCAAGAAAUGCAGAGAAUAUAUCAACCACCACUCAAAUAUAGUAUGGAUAGGAAACCAAAACCAGGAUGGGGCAAUACGUUUCCUCUUGGAGCCUCAUUGCGUGGGGGUCUUGCGCAGAAGGUUCCACGUCAGCCUCGUACAACAACACAAUGGAGUUUUGGAGCCAAGAGGUCUAUAGUGGGGGGCACGACUAGUGGUCACAUUCCACUGACUCGCAACACUUCUCUCAAUCCAGCACUCUUCUCCAGACCACAAUUCAGUGAGGGCAAGCAGCAGGUGACAAGAACCCACUCUGCUCCUCUUAGGUCUCCAAAUCUUGGUUUUGCUGUGUCAGAUUGUGAAUCUAAUGCAGACAGUGCUGAGAAUUAUGCUCAACUGGAUUCUUUGUGCAUGAGUGUAACAGAACAUGCCCUUGGAGGGUCAGAUUCUGGAGAUAAAAGUUCAGGAUUUUGAAAAAGGAGGGGUGAUGAGCAGCAGGAAGGCACAUUUACAGACUUGAUUUAGUUCUGUAUGAGUUACAUUUGUGAGUUUAAGUUAAGGAGCAUGUUUUGAUACAUCCAAGUAAGGAUAUAGGGUCAAACCCAUGAAGACAGGAUUGCCAAUGUGUAUGAAUAUUUGCUUGGUCUGCUGUGGUGUGUCGGAGUACAUGUGUUAUUUCUCUGUCAGAUGUGUGGCCAUCUUAACCAACCAUUGUUUUAUUGCCUGUGUUUUGUCAUCUUUACAUUUUUUUCUUCCAUAUUUUUUUAUUUUUUUUUUGUAAUUUACACUCAAUUGAAUCCACACCAAGAUAUUUCCUACCACUACUGAUAUCUGUGUAAGUACCUAGCCUGUAUGAUCUUGUGAUUGUUGCGUGUUCAGUUUUCACUUAUAUUUUAUGUUGUUAUUUGAUUUGUUGAUUUUUUCAUAUCAAGCUUUUUCAUAUUUUUCCAAACUCAGAUGUAAUGUUUAUUUAAUUUUAUAAAACAUAGAAUGUUUUGCUGUUUAAUUUUAGAUUUUAGUUUAAUGUAUAAGAGAAAUAUUAUGGUUACAGCCGGAUCUGAUACCUAUCUUGGUUAUGUCUGUGUAUGAUGUAUAUUAAGUGUUUAUUAUUUAACUAAAUGAGUUACCUGUGAUCAUUGCUUUAUUACUUGUCAGUAACAAAUUCACACAGUGCCUUUUGUCAUAAAAAUUAUGUUAACUGAAAGGUUCUGCCAAAAUCUAUGCAUGCACAAAUCAACCAAGUAGGUGCAGUAUAUCAUGGUUAUGGUAGGCAGCCUUGUACACAUGCAUUCAUUACUAUAGUGUCUAAGACACUCUUUUAACCCGUAUUAUAUUCAUGUGUGUUCAUGUGCAUGAACAUAGAUUUAGUCCAAAUGAGAGGAGGAACAUCAUGCCUUUUCUAAUGUGUUGUGUGUACCAGUGAGUAAAAGAAGUCAGUUUUGUUAAUUUUCUCUUGAAUGAAGGUACCCUGGCCAGUAAUUUUGUAUCCGAUAAUUGUAAUUUUUCAUACGAUAUGCCAUAAUUAUGAGGACAUGACUUUAGAAAUUGUCAAGCCCUUUAUGACUGUUAGACAUGUUUUAUUCAAUAUAUUUCCCGACAAAUUUGAUAUAUUUAGAGUUUGGUCACAGGUCAAUCUGGACAACAUUUUUAAUGAGCAAACACAGCAUUCUGUCUAACCUUUUGUUUUUCUGACCAAAACUUGUGUCUUGUUACUGUCAACUUUGGUUAACCUUGGUUAAAUAUCUUUUCGUUUGAUUUCAUAUCUAUGAUACUGUAUUAAUCUGUAAUGAAGCUAAAACAUCAGACUUUGAUUCAACACAGUUAACAUCAGACUUUGAUUCAACACAGUUUCAGAUAAACCUGAUAGUGGAUGUAUUUGAUGCUGAUCAUCUAGGCUUAGGCCAAAAAUAAUGUGUUUCCGGUUUCCCUACCGACCCUAGCUUUUUGUGCAUACCCUAAAUUUUUUACUGGCAUUUAAUGAUAUUCACAGUUAAAGUCAGAACUCUGAUAUGCACUGUUUAAGUCAGAACUCCUGCUCUAUAUAUAAGCAUUGUAAAAAUAUUUUCAAAAAUUAAAAAAAAUGCCUAUCUAUUAAACGACCCAAUUUUUUUUCAAGCAGAAACAAGAAACAUGUUUGUUUUUGCCUUACCAUAAUGUCAAUCCUCAGUGUUUGUUUCUUAAUUUUGUUCUGGGAACCUUCUUUAUAUUAAAGCCAAUGUCAAGUCAUUGUACAAGGGAUAUCACAUAAUGGUUGGUGCAAGGGAUGUGGCGUCAUGUCAUUUGUGCAAGAGAUGUCAUGGUUUUUCUAAGAAAUGUCAUGUCAUGGUUUGUACAAGGCCCUUGAAGGGAAAUGAUAAUAUUUCAAAUAGAGGGACUGUAUAGUGAUGUUGUGGUAUGGUUUGUACAAGAGAAACUGUUUGUACAAGGAGUACUUUGUCAUUGUACAAGGGAAUAUCAUUUGUACAAAGGAUGACACGUCAAGGUUUGUACAAGAUAUCUGUCAGUUUGCACAAGGGAUGUCAUGCCAUUGUACAAAAGAUGUCUGUCUAUUUUGUGACUUAUUUAAGGAAUUUCUUGUGUCGUUUCUUAAAUAUAUAAGCGAUGGGAUUUGUUAAAAAUGUGGCUUGUAUGUGUGAAAGCUAAGUGUGUGUGGUGUGACUGUUGUCACUGUCAUGUAAGUUGUGUCACGUAUGUUGUGUAAUUCGAGGCAUGUUUUGGACGUGUUAUAUCAUUAUAGGAUCAAGAACAGUCGGUAGCACAGGCAUUGAUCCAGGUACCUGAUGUCAUGUUGAAUGUUUUAAGGAACAUAUGCAUGAUUCUUUGGUCAUCUUUAAUUUGUCUUGUGCCAUGGUCAAUACAAGUGCCGUUGUUGUCAUGUUAAAGUGUUUCAUGUGUUUUGGUAUCUCUGCCGGUACAGAGACCAAACAACCAUUAGCCUAAAUGUACAAUAUCACUUAUUUUAUAGAGGUACAUAGAGGCUAUCUUUGGUUGUAACUAUUGCACUCAGAGUAAUAUUAUAUCACAUAUAUAGAUUUUAGGAGAACAAGUUGUUACACAAGAUGUACAUUUCAUUAAGAGAUAUUCUAUAACACCAGUGGUAAUGUUGUAGGAACUAUUUACAUCAAAGUUAUGAUGGCUUAUGUUAAGUUUGUAUUUUCCUUGCUGUAGUAAUGCAGUGCUUGUAAUUUUCCUUGCUGUAGUAAUGCAGUGCUUGUAAUUUUCCUUCCUGUACCAAUGCAGUGUCUAAUUACUAUCGUGGAGAAAUCUGCUACCAGUGACAAAUUCUAGACAAUUUUUUGGUUUGUUUGUACAUUUUGUAAUAAAAUGCACAUAUAACUUCAAAAAACCCAUUCAACUACUAUCAGCAACUGAGUGUAUAUCUGCUGUUAAUUGUAUUUAAUAUUGAAGCUGAUUCCGUCUUGAGUUUUGAAUACUGUUAUAAACUGUUGUAAAUUAAACCUUACCAUCUGUUAUGGAUUCGAGUGGGGAAGGCAUGUCUAUUUGAUGUCUAGUGCUGUUGUGUUACUAGUAAAUUUGAUUUAAAUUUCGUUUUCCUAUAAUGAUAAUAUUUCGUUUUCCUAUGAUGAUAAUAUAUCGUUUUCCUAUGAUGAUAAUAUUUCAAACAAAUUGUUUAUUGACUUUUCAUGCAGUGCUGAUGGGCCUUGUUAACAAGUGUUUAAUAUUGAGAGCAUGCUUCCUGUAUAUUUACUUCCUCGCACACUGUAGCCUUCAUGUCCAGCUUUCAGCUUUCCAUACUUCCUUAGAACUACCAGUUGUGGAAAGAACUCAUUUUAAGUAGAAAAGCAAAGUUGCAAAGCUAAAACAUAUUUAUCAUACGUAAAUUUAUAGAGCAUGGUUUUCUAUAAAUUACAGUUUAAAUGAUAUGUUGAUACAUAAAAUAUUUUAUGUAAAGCUAUUUUUUCUAUUAUUGUGACCAUUCAGUGACAAAAUUAGAAUGUAGUGAUUUUCAUUUUGAUAGACUUCAAUUGUAUACAUCCAUGAUGUAUUGAUCUAUUUAAUACUAAUUUUAGUAAAAAAAAUGAUAUUUUAGAAAUUGUGUAAGCAAAGUAUUGGCUAUCAUUACCAGUUUCUAGCAUGUGACAAAAACUGUGAAAGGCUUCUUAUGUUAUAUAUCUGUCAUGAAAAGUGUCAUUGUAAGACUGAAGUCAGAAGGCUUUUUAGGGUCUACAAACUUUGUUAAAUAUUUAUGAAUUAGAUUACACUGUUGAACUGGCGAGCUGCAGGCCUAAACUAUUUGUAUUUAAUUUUAAUAAGUAUUUCUAAAUACGUACUAUUUAUAACUUUUACUUUGUAUUACAAUGAGUCAUCUUUUGAAAAGUUCUCAAAGACAUGAUUAAUCAAUUACGGAAGAAACUGAUUGUAUCAAUUUUAUAUCUUAUAUUUGUCAGCAGGAGUACAUUAUGAAUUAUUGCCUUUUAAUAAAAGUUUGUUUGCUUUUAUAACAUCUUUUCUCGACAUUGAAAGCUAUAUAGUGACAUCAAAGCAAAGACUUUUUAACUUAACCCAAUUUUAUGUAUACCCGUAUAAAAAUACACAUUUCAUGAAUCCCUGUGUGGACAAACCUGUUGUUGGACGGUUGGACUGGAUUGACAGUUGAACUGUAAUAUAACACAUUUUGUACAAAUUGUUCCUUGUUGUGUUGAAGUUGAAAGUUUAUAACCAAGUUCUGGAAGAAACUGAAGUGUUAAUAUUUUGUUACAUUGUUUUGUAUUUUAGAGAAUUUAAUAAUGAAAUUCCAAUGUAAACUUCUUUAGUGUUACAGUAUGUGUGUGUACAGUCAAAGGGGUUUUUAAAGACUUGAUUUGCUACCAGUGUAUACAAUGGCAGGAUUGUACAACAGUGCCAAUAUAAUGUAAUGUCACAUUAGUUUACUGUAGUGCCGGUUUCGUCAUAUAAUGCCAAUGUUACCACAGGGUUGAGACAGGAAUUAGAACUUUUUAAAAGAUUACGAAUUAUUUUUUUGGAAAACACAGAAAUAUUUCAAGAAAUAUUAAAGUCAUGUACUUUUUCUCCAUCAAAUUUACAGGAAAAAGUUAAACUUAGAAAUAGAAAAAUGCUGAUGUAAAAUACAUGAUAUAUAGGGCAGGUCAUAUAGAAUUUGUUUAGGUACAUUCUAUUUGAAGAACUUUUCAAGCCUUUACGGAACCUGUAAUACAUUACCAGCAUUGUAGACAAACAUUAAAAAUACAGUUGUACUGGAAGUGGAGGAAAUCUUGAUCUAUUAAAGCUUGUAUGUUACUGUUAUUUUAUUUGCCCAAACAUAAUCAUUUAAAGAAAAGUUAAAAUACGGGUGGUGACUUAUUUUCUUUUUGGCAAAUAGGCAAAUAUUUCACAUAUUUAUAUCAUAUUGUACUGGGUACAUGAAGUUCAAUAUACAUUUGUCAGUUUAGGGAUUUUGAUGGUUGCCUUAGUGAACAUCUGUCUUUAAUUCUAAAAUUAAAUGACAUGAAGUUCAAGUAAGGGAGGGUCGAAAUAGGAAAUUAACUAAAUCAUGUUUGAAAAAUAGUAUUGAAAACAUCCUUCCCCUUUAAGAUGAAGAAAAAGUCUUGUUGCCAAAAUGAUCUAGAGAAUUGAACACACUUCACCUGUUGAUAUUAAUUAAAUUGUUUGGUAAUGAAGAAUCUUGAUCAUGUACUUGGUACUACUGAAGUGCUUUAUUCUGUGUAAAUCAAAGAAUUGGUACUGCAAUUUAUCUUUGCUCAAUUACAAACUUUAUAGCUGUUGGAAGGUGUGCUUGAAGCAGACUUCCUAAGUAUUGUAUAUAAAACUAUCAUGAAAUGAAAUCUGUCACCUGCCAAAUAACCAUCCAUGACUGAUUACCUACAAGAAAAUAGGAUUUCCCUGUACACCCACAUUGACAAGAAACCAAUGAUUUGGUUUUAGUUGUAUUUUACAGUUCAUGUGAAGAGUUUAUAAUUAUUAACAGUUGUACACAUUGUUUUUUUACAAAUAAGUUGGUAGUUUAUGUCAGAGGAAUUAUCCUGGAAGGGAAAUAAACGGUCUUGUUCUGAU